CGGUGAUGCUUUUUUUUUAGGAUUCUUUGAUAAAUAGUCUUUAAUGUUAAUUUUGUUCAAUUUAAUGCAUCGAAAUAUUUAAACAGAAGUACAUUUUGCUGCAUGCUCUGCCAACCGUGCCAUAAAAAAAUAAAUAAAUGCUAAUAGCACAUGCUUCUGUAUUUGUCAGACUCACCCUUUUACUAAAGUCCCUGUUUCCUAGGCUUCUUUCUGAAGUUUUCUUCCCUGUUGUGCAGGAAGUUGCAAGCAGAGUACGACCGUCUGAAGAAGACACAUGACCACAAGGGUCUGUCGCCGUUGCCCUCACCCCCACAGAUGCUGCCCGUCUCACCCCAGAGUCCACGCGAUGCUGAACUGAUCGCUGAGGCUAAACUACUGCGACAGCACAAGGGACGUUUGGAAGCAAGAAUGCAGAUCCUGGAGGAUCACAACAAACAGCUGGAAUCACAGCUCAAACGCCUCCGACAGUUACUUGAGCAGCCACAGACUGAUUCCAAGGUGAAUGGCACUGCCCUGUCCUCCCCCUCCACUGCCUCUCCGAGAUCUGACACCAGCCUGGCCUCACUGCGUGUGGCCGCAAGCCAAACCACAGAGACCAUGGGUGAUGAUGAGCUGUCCAGUCCCUCCCAGGAUGCAAGCACUGGAUUAGAGGACGUCAUCGAGCAGCUCAACAGUUCCUUCCCUCACAGCCAAGGAGGUGGAUGGCUAAACCCCUGAGAGGUCCUAAUGUGGGAAGUCUUUUCCACAUGGUUGAUAACAUUGGACAUGCCAUGGAGUCGUUGGUUAAUGUAAUAACUGAGGAGCGGGAUUUAGACUGAAGAGGUCUUCUCCUAGUUGCAUGCUUUUUGUAGUGUCAACAACUGGACAGGAUAUGUUUACAAUGGGAAUAUAAAUAAAAAUCUAUUUUUCUGAAGGAUCGCGGUUCCACAUUGUAGAUUUGAUCUUUAGUAGUUUCAGUAGUUUCUUACAGCGAGUCUAGAAUUGUCUAUUGAUCAGAAAAAAAAAAGGUUUUUAAACUUCUAUGCAAUUGUACAAAAAUAGAACGACAGGUGUGUGAUAACGUAACAUUGCGUGCCAUGUGUUUGUACAGCGUGGAGCGCAUUUUAAAAAAAGUGUUUUAUCUAAAUGGCUGACUGAGUAUAUGCAGGGGUGCUUUAUCAACUCAUUUUGUUUGUAACAAAAUAACAAAUGCAUAUUAAAAGCAAGCCCGUUAUACUUGUGCGUGUGCGAAAGAGUGUGUUUGAAACAUGUCUGUUUUUCUGUAUGUAACCCAUCGCGUUCAACUACUGCAGACAUCAUGCAAAGAAAAGACAUUUGUCAUGAUUUUUAUUAUUAUUAUUAAAGACAUACUAAUUAAGGUUAAAUGCUGUCUACCUCACAGAUAUUCACUUUUUUCAUAAUCUGUCCGUGUUUAUUAACGGAGCAAUAAGAAUCAUGAUCAUAGUAUUUAUAUAUUAUUGACAACUCUCAUGUUAGAGAUAACUUUUUUUUUUAGGAAGCUUGUUUCCACCACAUAAUAAUUAUUAGACCUUUAUGCUUUGUCAUAAUGUAUAUGUAUGCACAACCGUUAUAUAACUACAAAACCGUUUUGCACCUUGGAGAUGAGCAUGUCCUGAGUACUGCAUAUUUAUUUCUGAGAUGUGCGAUUUGAUUCUAACUCUUGUUCUGGAAUCAUAUAUAUUAUUUGUAAUCGCAAAAACUAUUUUACCAGACGAUGAAAUGUAAUUGUGGUUUUCUUAACUUGCCGCUGCAUUAGUUGAUAAAAAUGGAAAUG
Molecule: messenger RNA, 1774 nt
Organism: Carassius auratus (goldfish)
Lineage: Eukaryota; Metazoa; Chordata; Actinopteri; Cypriniformes; Cyprinidae
Product: dystrophin-like
Exons: 5
Coding region: 316-717 (133 amino acids)
Biological process (GO): neuron development; skeletal muscle tissue development; regulation of muscle system process
Cellular component (GO): sarcolemma
Source: RefSeq, a predicted model, not a curated record